Silurus meridionalis is the source of this 6998-nucleotide messenger RNA. It is a transcript of the gene gigyf1b, whose product is annotated as GRB10 interacting GYF protein 1b. Gene Ontology annotation, molecular function: protein binding. Gene Ontology annotation, biological process: insulin-like growth factor receptor signaling pathway. The transcript has 26 exons. Lineage: Eukaryota; Metazoa; Chordata; Actinopteri; Siluriformes; Siluridae. Bases 580 to 3594 code for a protein of 1004 amino acids. The record is from RefSeq and is a predicted model, not a curated record.
GUUGUGAAAUAAAUAAAUAAAUAAAUACAUAUUAAAAUAAAUAAAAUAAAACAAGGAAAAGUAGAUAAUCGGUUCGUCGUCGCGUUUGUAGGGGACAACUGCAGAAAUCGGGUGUGUUUCAUUCGGAUUUGUGUGUUAGGGCGAUGCACGCGCGUGCAAACGGUGUGAAGUCGUAGAGAAGUUUGCGUGAAGGCGUUAUUAGCCGCCUGGCUAGCCUGCUCACGCGCGCUCGCAGGCUCCAGUUUUGUUCAUCCUGCAGAAGAAUAAAAGGUCAGACCAGACGCCAGACAGAAAGAGAAAACGGUCAGGUGAUAGUGACCGAACGAUACACAACAAAACUGACCUGGAACACUCGCCCUCAUGUGCAUGUUCACUCUCAAUUAAAAAGAAAAAAAGAAAAUAUUUUUAUCUAUAUUACAAAUUUUCCCCCACUUAAGCUCUUAGUCAGUUUUUGGCAGCUAUCAGUUCACUGAUACAGAGCUCACGAACACCACACAUACAGGUGACAUCGUACAUCAUCACUGCUCCUGCUGUCUCGCUCGCCCAGCAGAACCUUUGAGCCCUGAGAACACGAAGAACAUGACUGCUGAGACACUUAACUUCGGUCCAGAAUGGCUCCGUGCACUGUCCAGAGGAGGGAGCAUCACGUCCCCUCCUUCUUCCCCAGCAAUGCCAAAGUCCAAGCUGGCUGAUUACCGCUACGGCCGGGAGGAAAUGUUAGCACUUUACAUCAAAGAUAACAAGGUCCCUGAGGAUCUGCAGGAUAAGGAGUUUGCUGCCAUCCUGCAAAACGAGCCACAGCAGCCUUUGGCUCUUGUGUCUCUGACCGAGGAGGAGCAGAGGAACUUCUCCAUGUCGGUGAACAGCGUCGCUGUGCUCAGGCUCAUGAGCAAAGGGGUCGGGGCUGCCACAGUGGGUGUGUCCCGAAGCCGGGGGAACGGUAGAGGAGGACGAGGGAGAGGAAGAGGAGAAGGAGGAUUCUACCAAAGAGGAGUGGACGAAGACGUGGGGUUUGGACGCAGUCGAGAGUUGCACCACAGCCAAAGCUGGGAUGACCGAGGUGACCGUCGUUUUGAGAAGCCGCUGAGAAGAGAGGGAGGACGUGGAGGUUUCGAGGACGGAGGAACGGGGAAGAAGGAUUACAAUCGCUCUGACAGUGAUAACUGGCGCACACUGCGUGAGGAGCUGGAUGAAGAGGAUGGAGGUGAAGACCCGGGUGUUCGCUGGAGGAUGGCUGUGACUCGCCGUGAUGACGGAGGCCAGCGCUCGGCUGGAUGGAGAGAGCAUGCAAACGGGGACGGGCGGCGCAGGAAGUUCGACUUUGAUUUCCGGGAUGGUGAUGGUGUCCGGCGGAGGGCAGGGAGCGAGGGAGGAGAGGAAGACAGAGACAGGCUCCCGGAGUGGUGCACUGAUGAAGACGAGGGAGAGAUGGGCAUGUUUGAUUCAUCUGGAGCAUUUAUGUGCAUUAAGAAAAUGUCAAAAGACCAGGAGUUCGAGUUUGAGGCUUUAGAGGAGGAAGACGAGCCCAAGUGGGAGAAGAACGACAGCUCUUUUGAGAAAGCGGAGGACACCGAAGGACACUCCGGAGCGCUUGAUGGUGGAGAGAUAAAAACUACUACUACUGUUACUACUACUACAACUCCUCCUGCCUCCGUUUAUGUUUCCGCUCUCAACUUAGAACGGGAAACACACCAGUCGUCUGUUGCUCCGCCCAUAAAGUUCAGCCUCCAGAUUAAUGAAGACACAGUUCCAGUAGGGGGCAACACUCAACCACCUCAGAGCUCUCCUGCAGGAACUUCUCCACUCCUUCUCACCUCUCCUCCUGUCUCCACCACUGACAUCCUGCCACCUAGUGGUGACACCGAGGAGGAGGACGGCAUGACGCACAUGCAGCAGGAGGCAGAGAAGAUGGUGGCAUCUCUUCAGGACACAUCUCUGGAGGAGGAACGUUUCACGCAGGCACUGCAGGAGAGCCACGGAGCUGCUGUCACUCACACACACGCACACCCCAUUGCGCGCGCACACUCCCACCCCAACACACACACACUGCCUCACUCAGCUGGAGCCCUGCCUCUCACUCACGAGUCAGCCAUGAAGUGGUUCUACAAAGACCCUCAAGGAGAGGUCCAAGGCCCAUUCAGUCCAGUGGAGAUGUGUGAGUGGUUCCAGGCCGGUUAUUUUACCAUGACCCUGUUAGUUAAGAGAGGUUGUGACGAAGGCUUUCAGCCUCUAGGAGAAGUCAUAAAGAUGUGGGGACGUGUGCCUUUCUCUCCGGGACCAUCACCUCCUCCCCUGCUGGGCAACAUAGACCAGGAGAUGUUGAAGAAGCAGUAUGAGCAGGCAACCAAUGCAGCUCUCUACCAGCAGCUCCAAAUGAGAUUCCCACACGUUAACAACAGAUGUGGUGAUGCAGGAAUGAUGACUUCUAUGAACCGGUCAGUGUCAGAAUCCUGGGACAUUCAUACCUCAUCCUCACAGACAUCAGGUGCUGAUGUCGGUCUGUGGGAUUUGACCAUUACUAAUUCUCCUCAGGGUCCAACUCUUGAGCAGCUGCAGAAACUCCAGCAGGAGAGGCGUGAAGCUGAACUCAGGGUGAAGAGGGAGGAUGAGGAGCGAAAACGUCGGGAGGAGAAGAGAAGGCAGCAGGAGGAGCAGAAGAGGAGAGAGGAGGAGGAGUUGUAUAGACGCAAACGCGAGCAGCAGUGUCGUCAGCAGGAGCUCCUCAUGAAGCUGCUCCAGCAGAGUCAGCAGCGGGAUGUGCAGGGAGGAGCAGGCUGGAGCUCGGUUCAGGCAGGGACGCUUUCUCUGGGGAAAUCUCAGGGAAAGAACCUCGGUCUGCUAGAGCAGCAACAGCAGAGAACUCAGCAGAGGCAUUCAAUGGGGCAGUGGAGCGACGGCUCAGUGGGAAUGUGGACGGGAAUGGAAGGGAAGAUUAGCAGCAGUAGUAGCAGUAUGGGCAUCUGGGACGAGGCGCUUAAAAACCAGGCCAACCAUUGUAACGUGGGCAUGAAGACCAGCAUGAGUGCCCCCUCAUUCAGUAGCGAGCAGUACAUGAUCAAUCGGAAUCGGAAAAGAACAGAGGAAGAGGAGCGACUGCUGAAGCUGUUACAAGGCAUGAAGCCUCAGCAGGACGGAUUCACCACGUGGUGCGAACAAAUGCUGCACGCUCUCAACACCUCAACCAACAACUCGUCCUCCUCUGUGGAUGUGGCCACCAUUGUGGCGUAUCUAAAGGAAGUGGAUUCACCAUACGAGGUUCACGACUUUAUCCGCUCAUACCUGGGUGACACGGUAGAAGCCAAAGAGUUUGCCAAGCAGUUCCUGGAGCGUCGUGCCAAGCAGAAGGCCAACCAGCAAAGACAGCAGCAGCAGCUGUGCAAAGAGAUCGCAGGACUGAAUAUGAACUUCCCCUUACAGUCUGUUUUCCAGACGAAUCACAUGAGCAAAAGCAGCAGCAUGUACAACAGCCAGGGUGGGAAAAUGAAAAAACCCAGCACGAUGCUCCACUCGGAUCCCAGUGUCAUCGGUUACUCGUUUUUGGGCUCGAGCGAUCGGAUGAUGCUGGGAGAGAUGGAGGCAGUGGAGGAUUACUGAUCCAGCAGAACCUUACUUGAGUAUACCUGAGGCCUUAACCUGGAGCAAACUAGCAGACGAAUGUGCACUGUUCUCUCCCUCACUCCAUCCCUCCCUCCACUCUCUUAUGUCUCGCAUUCUGGAUAAUUAUGGAGAGUGGAUCAGAGGGGCGGUGUGUGUUCGGAGAGAGCUCUCACACCUCUUUGUCAAAGCACCUUAACUAAGCUAUUGCACUUUAUUACCAGAGUUUCAAUAUUUGAAAUCGAGUGUUUGACUUUAUUUUUUUUUUUGUUUUUUUUUUUGUUUUUUUUUUACAAAUUCAGAAAUGUGUGAAUAUCUCGAUACACACGUUAUGUGUAGAACCAUUUAUAUACAGAAGCAUAUGUGAGUUGCACGAACGUGCACGUGUGUGUGUGUGUGUGUCGGCGUGUGAGGAGGCAUUCUUAAAAGACAAACACUGUCGUAUUUUCUUUUUUUUUUAUAAAAGCUAUAUAAUAAAAAAAAAACUUGAAAUUUGCACUUGUUUAAGAAAAAAGUGGGGGGAAAAGUAAACAAAAAAAAAGAAUUCGUUUAGGAUAAUAUUUUUGGAGUGUGUGAGCGGUUUGAAGAAAAGUCUGCACAAAGAACUUUAUUACAGAGACUUAUAAACGAAACGCCAUGUUAUUAUUUUGUUCAAGAAAAUUUUUUUAUAUUUCAACAUAGUGUGUGUGAGAGAGCGUGAGGAGAUACGAGUGUGUGCUAAUUUCCUUUUCAAUUGUACAGAUUUUUUUUAUUAUUUUUUUAAAGAGACAUAUGAUAACAUGGGACUGUGUGUGUGUCUUGUCAGUGGUGCUGUAUUGUUUUUCUCCUCUGUUUUGUUGAGGAUGUUUAAGUGUUAGGCCUCGUUCCAAUCCCACGUUUUUAACACACCCCCUUGUUGACUUGGCGCCUAGACAUAACUGAGUACGAGUAACAUUUCAGAGCCUUGGCGAGCCAUUUAGCCGUUAUUGGUGUGUGGAGCGAUUGAGUGCGUAACUCUGAGCGAGCUGAUAAGCAGUGUUGAAGUGUUAAUAGUGUAGCGCUUCUAUUCUUCGUAAACACACCACAAAACUGUGUAACAUUUAUUUCUCCCUAUCCUGGAGGACCACAUGUGAACUAAUUGCCUUUUGUGUGUGUGUGUGUGUCUAAGAAAGAGACAACCUUACUUUUCAUUGUUUCAUUGCUGUUUAAGGAAAAAAAGGAUUUAUUUUUUUAUAGUUGCAUACAAAGUAUUUGAGACUCUUCUGUGAUCUGAUUUGGAGCACUUUCAAGGCUGCUACCCUUUUGUCAUAUAGUUCUUGUUUGUUUGGUUUUUUGUUUUGUUUUUUUUUUACAAUUAUUGUUUUUGGGGAACUUUAUUACAUUUGAAUGUAUUCCUAAAAUGUGUAACGGAGCAUUACGACGAGCCCCGGAGUUUUCACUCAUGUCAAAGUCUUGUCGGGCUUCGACACGGGGGAGAAAAGACAUUUUCAGAAGGAAACGGAAAUGUCCUGCUGUUCUUCCAGAACUUUCUCCAGCAGUGAACCUCGGGCCAAUCAGAGCCAAGGAUGUGCACCGUGUAGCAGUAGAUGCCUUUUUAUUUUUUAUCAUUUUAUUUUCAUUAUUUUAGUUUUUUUUGCAACGAGAAUUCAAAGAUGGUGCGUGGUUUUUUUUUUGGUUUUUUUUCCUUUCUUCUUUUCACCUUAAUAUCUUUAAGAUGAAGAGACUUUUAAAGCCUGAGGAUUAUUACUAUUGGUUUUCGGUACUUGAUCUAGAAGAAAGGAAAUGCAUUUCUUUCUUUUUUUUUCCUCCUCGUUAUGGAGUAUAUUUUUUGCAAAAGAACAAAAAAAAAUGUAAAAAGCAGCAAUAAGGACGACACCAUGCUCGAGGACAUGCUUUCUCAUAGCAAAAUGGACUGGUGUUCUGGUGGAGUGUUUAAAGUCCUCGAGAGUUGGACACAUGUAUCGGCCAUCUUGGAGAACUAGACUCAAGUUUCUUACACAUUUUGAGACAAGGUCUUGUUUGUCCUGCUGCAUUCACCAUCUUGUAGGAGAGGACUUGAGACUCCUACGGUGUGGAAAAAAGUAAGACUAUAUCAUAUGAAGGAAAACUCUAACACCAUGUUCUGCAAGAAACUCCUCAGCAGAACAGCUUCUGGAGAACAUUCGGGUGUGUUAGACACUUUGAUUUAGAUGAAAAAAAAAAAAAAAAAAGCACAAGUGACAAGCAGUGAUGCUUCCAUUACCUGCUGGUCUAGAACCCCAGAGAGAGUAGAAAACCCACUGCCGCAGGUCCUAAAGGAAGAGGAACGAGUGAAACCACAGAGUUUCAGCGUGAGGACAGCGUCCCUGUGAUCGGAGCCUGCUUUCUCCUGGAAAGAAGAAAGGAAAAAAAGACAUCAGAAUAUCCGCUGUGAGGCUUCCAACACACUGACCUGAAUACUCUCGCCUUCACGCUUACCUUCUGUUUCUAAGGCAUGUGCCGAUAAUCGUUCGUUCGAUAUCAUUACAAUACUCAAAUACGCAAGACUUCAGCAUUGUUCCAUUUAGUAAAAGCUGAGACUUAGUGUAAAUAACAGAAACCACACACUAGCAGCGCCUCUGUGCCAAGAGGAAGCCUGGAUCAGUUCACAGUGACAACUGCAGGUAAUCAUUUCUGGCCAAAGUGGAAAGAAAAUUCUACCGGGAAUAGAACGAAGAAAAAAAAAAUGUAUAUCAGCACAUGCCAACUAUUUUCAUUCUUUCUUCCUGCUUCAUUUCUUUUACUUUAAAUGUCCUCUUCAUGGUCAUCUAUAAAGGGCAGGGCUUAAGUUAAACCUGAUCAUGGCAUCAACACUAUAUUUUAGCAUGCUAACCAAGUUGGUGUUUGUUUUAUGAAAACGUCCAUGUUAUGGGUUAUAAAAGUUUAAUUCAUUUUCAACCAGACCUACGGUAUGUGAGGUAACAUUAAUACUAGCAAGCAUUCUCGUAGCUGGCUGGUCAAGCUGACCAAGAACGAUUUGAUUUUAAGCUCUGCCCUUUUUGUGUAUAUAAUGUACAAUUUUCUUUCUUUUUCUGAGAAAUGUCCCCCUUUUUGUAUUUUGUUGCCAUGCCUUAAACUGUACAGCAGACCAUUUUAUCUCGACUUGCUGGUUCACAAAGGCGAGUGUGUGUCAACAGUCGGAAUGCAAACACGCCCUCAUCUGGGGGCGCCCCCCUCAGCUCUGUAUAUACAGUUUCCAUGCUACAGCAGUUUUAAGGUAUUAUUAAAGAUUUUGAGAGCAAUUUUUAGCAAAAAAAAAAAAAAAAGGAUGAUAGCCCCGCCCAUUUUCCAUUCCUUUAUCCAGCAGCUACAGCAGAGAAGUGAUACGGAGGGCGGGGUUUGUGGAGUUUGUGCUUUGAGAAGAACAAAGUAUGAUAAACAGAAAAUAAAGAUUUUAAAGAUUGAAA